Molecule: messenger RNA, 798 nt
Organism: Helianthus annuus (common sunflower)
Lineage: Eukaryota; Viridiplantae; Streptophyta; Magnoliopsida; Asterales; Asteraceae
Exons: 5
Coding region: 1-798 (265 amino acids)
Source: RefSeq, a predicted model, not a curated record
AUGGAGGAGCUGUCGGGCCUUAUGCGAACGACAUCGAGGUCAGAGAGUGAGAACCAUUUGUUUGGUCAAGUGUGCAAUUCAAAAGCUACUCUUGUUGAGUUCAUGACUCAUUAUGAAACUGCAAUAGAAGCACAAUGUCACACACAUCGGAGAAAUGAUCAUGAAUCUCGAUACAAACGCCCUCAGUUGAAAAAUUGCAUAAAUCAACGUUACGAAGAUCAACCCGAUGGGUUUGUUAAGUUUAACAUAAAUGAUUUCCUGCAGCCUUGUACAUCCUUAUUUGAGUUGUAUAUUGUUUUUGACGUUUUCAGGUCUUGUACCGUAAGUCUGAUUGCACAUGCAGUUGCUUAUGCAAGCGUUUUGAGCAGUUUGGUUUCCCCAAAUUGCUCUUCCGAAUACUCAAUGAGUCGUGAAUAUAUGACCGAGCUUGAUCCCGAUGUGCAAAGUAUGAUGCGAGAGAUUGUUUUUGCAACGAAGUAUACUUUGAACCGUUUAUCUGGUAAUAAAGAGGAGCUAUCCUCAUACAAGGAUCAUGUUCAAUCUUAUAUGAAAAAGGUUCAAGAUAUGCAGAUUGUUGCUCCUCCUCCUAGUACACGAGAUAGAUCUGCGGAGAUAACCGAUCAAUAUAGAAACAACAAGAAUCCGAUAAGAGUCCCUGUUGGGUAUAAGUCGAAAGGUUCUGGAUCUCGGAAGCGUCUGAAAUCCAAACCGGAGGUAGCAAUCGAAAAAAUGAAAUCAAAAUCGAAACCCGGGGCCAAAGAAAGACAGUGUCAGAAUUGUAAAGUUUACGGACACUAA